ACUGUCUGUCUGAUUGACAUUUGUAGACAUUUGUGUAGGUGUGUUGUGGUGAUUUCGGGAAAUUUUAGGUCAAUAAUUUAAUUUUCAAUAACUUAGAAGUGCUCAGUUUGUUUCUUCGUGUGUACAUAUGGAAAAAUAUUUGUUAUUGAUACCUACAUAAAAAUAGUGAAUGUGAAUAUAAUGUGUGUGGUAAAAUAAUCAAAUUUCAGAAGUUAUGACUCUGAAAAAAAUUGCAAAAAUGUCAACAAAAUCACAAAUAUCUACAGAGCUGAGCGAAAGCAUCAGUAAUGUACUGGGAAAAAAUGUUAAGAUACUCUAUAAAUCCCUUAUCCGCAUGGAAUCAAGAGGUGAUAAAGUAGAUAACAGAGUUUUAGUUGUUACUUCUUUCAGAAUAUUUAUUACAACAACAAAAGUACCCACACGGGUCGAUAAUGGAUUUCACCUGAUGGAAAUAGAGGCCUUAGAAAGCAAAAAGGCUAAUCAUCUAUCAAUAACAUUAAUCCAUGAACACAAACCAGUGUCGAUUCUCAUAGGUGAAGAAGGAACCUCUGAUGGUGUCCUAAAUGUGAUACAUGCCCUAGUAGCAGCAUUUGAUGACCUAUUCCCAAAUGUAUCCAUGGAGGAUGUCAUAUCCAAGGUCAAUUUGCCUUUCCAACUUCCAUCUGUAACUGGAACACGAAAACAUUCCACCUGCGGGGAUUUCUCGAAUCAAUAUGCUGCAAUGUGUGAUCUUUGCCAAACGCCUUUUAGGGCUGAAGUAGCAUGGGAUAUAGACACAAUUUACCUAGCUCACGAUAUAAGAAUGUUGCAUUUGAAGGAUUUCGACCACCUAGAUCAAAGGGAUCUGAUCCCGCUGGUGAUAGCGCUGCAGCACAACACUUGGUUCACGGGCGUGUGCGGGGACGGCGUCCGCGCGGGGGGCGAGGCGUGGGAGAGCGUGUGCCGCCUGGCGCGCUGCGCGUGCCCGCCGCCGCAGCGGCUCAGCUGGCGCGCCGCGGCGCUGCGACACGACCACGCCGCGCGUCUGGGCCACGCGCUCGCUCGUGCCAAGCGCCCUCCGGCAAUGCACACUAUCGACUUCUCGCAGAACCAUAUUGAGGAUAAGGGUGCGAUCAGCGUUCUGACCGGGCUGGCGAGCAACCCGGAUGGUCUCAAGUACAUCGCGCUGUCGCAAUGCGGCCUGACAGGCAAGACUGUUACCUACCUCGCGACGAUGCUGAACGAUAACCCGUGCCAUCUCUCCACGCUAUCCCACCUGGAUCUGUCGCACAAUAACCUGAAGGACGAUGUCCAUAAUUUAUACAACUUCCUCGCACAACCCAACGUAUUGACGCAUUUAAACUUGACUAACACAGAAACAACGUUAGAAAAUACUGUGAUUACUAAGCGUAAUAACAAUCACCAACAUGACGUUCAGAUGUGGGGUGCCUUGCUCCGAGGGUGCGCGGCGCGGCUGUCCUCGCUCCUCGUGGGACGGAACCCCUGGUCCUCCGCCAGGAGACCUAAGGACCCCCCGCCUUCCUUCAGACAGUUCUUCACAGCCUGUCUGGCCCUCACCGACUUAGACUUCUCAUACUGCAAGAUGCCGCCCGAUGCACUCAAGUAAGUUCAUGACUCAGGUGUGUUUGUUAUUGUGAAUGGCAUUACGUAUUCCAUGCUCGUACUUGUGGUUGAGAAUAACCACGCGCUUAUUCAUCACCAACGUUUUGCCCUCGGAGGUUUAGGGUGCGCGUAUGCUAAGAUGCAGAGGACAACAGAAUAUUCAAGUAGCCAAUCA
Molecule: messenger RNA, 1777 nt
Organism: Ostrinia furnacalis (Asian corn borer)
Lineage: Eukaryota; Metazoa; Arthropoda; Insecta; Lepidoptera; Crambidae
Gene: LRR
Product: capping protein regulator and myosin 1 linker 1 leucine rich repeat protein
Exons: 11
Coding region: 215-1606 (463 amino acids)
Biological process (GO): regulation of Arp2/3 complex-mediated actin nucleation; cell migration
Cellular component (GO): plasma membrane; lamellipodium
Molecular function (GO): protein binding
Source: RefSeq, a predicted model, not a curated record